Molecule: messenger RNA, 2583 nt
Organism: Ceratitis capitata (Mediterranean fruit fly)
Lineage: Eukaryota; Metazoa; Arthropoda; Insecta; Diptera; Tephritidae
Product: sodium/potassium/calcium exchanger 4
Exons: 8
Coding region: 510-2000 (496 amino acids)
Biological process (GO): calcium ion transmembrane transport; intracellular calcium ion homeostasis
Cellular component (GO): membrane
Molecular function (GO): calcium, potassium:sodium antiporter activity; calcium channel activity
Source: RefSeq, a predicted model, not a curated record
CUCUGGCGCGCUCCCAGCCACGCUUAUAAACGUCGAUAAAUCUAGACACCACUCUUAUUUACUUGUGAAACGCUUAACCGAAAGCAACCAUUGAUUAGCGGCGCUAUAAAAUUGUUUGUAUGUACGCUUUGAUCGCUCAUUAUUAGCCGGUGUAAAUUGACGAAGGUGGCUUUUUGUUGCGCCGCGUGUUAUUGACACCACCACGAGUGAAUUGAAGAAGUAUACGCCACGGUUAACCACAAAAGUGUAAAUAAGGCAAAAACAAAAAAAAAACAACAAAGUAGUAAUUAAUGUAGUAUAAAAGUAAUAUUUCAAAUAUAUUACUAAUUUAUCAAAACCACAAAAUAUACGGGUGCUGUGUGAAGAUAUCGUUGGAAAGCAAUAACAAAGUAUUAGAUAUAAAAGAAAACUUUUAUAAAAGUGCACUAAUUAGACUUCUCAAAUUACAUGAUAGUAAUUGAUUAUUAUGAAAUAGUUAGAAUUUCAUAUUAUUACUCAAUUACGUACAAAUGGCGAAAGAUUAUAACGAAACGUUUCUGGAGCAAACUUUCCACUAUAUAGAAUAUGUGCUACAUCAACCGUUGGCACGUGAAGGCGAGCAAUGCGAAACUGAUGAUACCGGUUCACCGUUAGAUGAAUUUCCAGAAUACUUUACAUUGGAUGAAUUACGUCAAGGCUGGGUUGUGUUACACGUCUUCGCCGCCGUCUAUUUCUUCAUACUCCUCGCCAUCAUCUGUAAUGACUAUUUCCUGCCCACUGUAGAAUGUAUAUGUGAAGAUUUGAACUUAUCGAAAGAUGUUGCUGCUGCCACAUUUAUGGCCACUGCCACCUCGAUGCCUGAGUUCUUUACCAAUACGAUUAGUACGCUCAUUACAGACUCGGAUAUGGGUUUAGGCACAAUUAUCGGCUCGCUGAUGUUCAAUACUUUGGGUGUGGCGGCGCUGGGGGCGUUGUCUAUUAAUAAGCCUGUUCAACUUGACUGGUGGCCAAUAGCACGGGACUGUGUCAUCUAUGGCUUCAAUACGAUUGUACUCAUUAUACUCGCUUGGGGUGGUUAUAUUAACUUCAUCGAAUCAUGCAUAAUGAUGGGAUUCCUCAUUUUCUACUAUUUACUUACGUUUAACAACAACAAAUUUAUGCCUGCCAUACGCGUUUUCGUCGAAGAUAAGAUGAAUUGUUGCAUAUCAAAGCGAUAUGACUUCACUGAACCACCAGAAAAUAGUGCGAAGGCUCGGUUACCUCUUAAAAAGGAUCACUUGGGCGGUGAUGGUUUAUUUGUGAUAAAUUUACCCGAUAAUACCUCAUCCAUAGUGAAUUUAACGCAUUCGAAGAGCUGGAAUAGCGACGAAAGCGACGAUGUACCACCACCACCACAAAGACUCUUCUCUUUGCCACAUGGUGAGACGAAACUUCGAAAAUUCUGGUGGGCCUUCAUAUUUCCCAUACGACUUACACUCACUUUCGUCAUACCCAAUCCCGCGCAUCAUCGUCGCCUCUAUCCACUCUCGUUCAUAAUGUGCAUCAUUGCUAUUGGUCUAAAUGCCUAUAUGAUUGUGUGGAUGUUGACAGCCUUUGGUGUGACGAUAAACGUACCAGAAAUCAUAAUGGGGCUCACCUUCUUGGCAGCUGGUUCAACUAUGCCUGAAGCGGUAUCCAGUUUAAUUUCACUGCGCAAUGGUGAGAACGGCAUUGGUGUGUCGAACUCGCUGGGCGCCAACUCCCUCGCUAUUCUCCUGUCGUUGGGCGUGCCAUGGUUCAUUAAGAAUUGCAUGAAUUAUGGCAAAACAGAUGGCAGUGCCGUGAUAAAUAUUGCCGCACAAGGUAUCGAGUUCAACAUUCUCAUACUAUUGCUAUGUACCGCUUCACUCUUUCUCAUAUUGAGUUUUAGCGGUUAUCGUCUAACGAAACGGGCUGGUGUUGCGUUAAUCGGCAUCUAUUUAGUAUUCAUUGUGCUACAAAUUUUAAUCGAAAUGAAUGUAUUCUUUCCCGAACAAUGCUAAUGAGCAAUUAAGUGGAGAGAGAAGGCGUUGAAAUCACUUUAUAUGUAGUUCACAUUUAUAUAUAUACUUUUGUAAAUAUUUUUUUUUUAAUUAUGUUAAAGUGCGAACGCGAGCUAAUUAAGACUGUUUAGUUUUUUUUGUCCGAUAUAAAGGUGGAGAAAAAACCAAAUUUAUUUGUUAAUAAUGACAAAAUGCGAAGCCAAAUUUUAGCUGUUGAAUUUUUAGGUUAUAUUAUUAUAUAUUAGAUAAGUUGGAAAUGUAUGUAGGGUGUAGUAAUUGUUAUAUAUUUUUGCUGGAGAUACCUAUUAACAACUAUUUCUAGUUGAGAAGUCAUAUUAUUAAAAAAUUACAAUUAUUAUUAAAUUUUUAUUUUUACUAUUUUAUUUUUAACAUUUAAAAAAUUUGUGCUAUAGAAAAUCCAUUAGUGCCAGAAAGAAAUAAAAUCACAGCGGGAAAUCUAAAUGUUUAAUUGCAAUAUACAGAAGGCUAUGUAAAUCUGUAUUACGUGAAUUUAUAUACUCAAUUGGGUAAUAAUUAAUAUUAUUUAUUAUAUUUUUUACAUGUAGAAAAAAAUAUAAUUUUU